Molecule: messenger RNA, 769 nt
Organism: Folsomia candida
Lineage: Eukaryota; Metazoa; Arthropoda; Collembola; Entomobryomorpha; Isotomidae
Product: S-phase kinase-associated protein 1
Exons: 4
Coding region: 121-609 (162 amino acids)
Biological process (GO): SCF-dependent proteasomal ubiquitin-dependent protein catabolic process
Cellular component (GO): nucleus; cytoplasm
Molecular function (GO): cullin family protein binding
Source: RefSeq, a predicted model, not a curated record
AAUUUUUAGUUGGGCGGAAAAAAAAUUCUUCUUUCCAGUAAAUAAAGCUUAUCAUCGACUACUCCCACUUUCAAAAACUUUCUUGGCGUACGUGACACCGUGUGUGACUACGUGAUCAAAAUGCCUGACGUCAUUCUUCAAAGCUCUGACAAUGAGAACUUUACCGUGAGUCUGGAAGUGGCCAAGAUGUCGGCGACGGUGAAGACCUUGCUCGAAGAUCUUGGUUACGCCGAGGACAAGCCGGAUACAAUUCCCUUACCGAACGUUCGGGGUGAGAUUCUACGACUUGUGGUCAACUGGUGCAAUCAGCACAAGAACGACACCCCUUUGCCCGAGGAUGACGAGGGUCGUGAAAAACGGACCGACGACAUUUCUCCAUGGGACCAGGAGUUUCUUCGGGUGGAGCAACCCAUCCUGUUCGAUCUGAUUUUGGCUGCCAACUACCUCGAUAUCAAAGGGCUUUUGGACGUCUGCUGCAAAACCGUGGCCAACAUGAUCAAAGGCAAGACUCCUGAAGAGAUCCGAAAAACCUUCAACAUCAAGAAUGACUUUUCUCCAGCGGAAGAAGAGCAAAUUCGCAAGGAAAAUGAGUGGUGUGAGGAAAAGUGAAUGAAUCAAAUUUUUAGUUUCUAGCAGUCUCCAAAGUUUUCAGUGACAUCCAAAGUAUUCGAAAAAUAUCGAAAUAUGAGUUAAAGUUAAAUUCAAAAUAUUAUGUCAUAGAUAGUCCUGUAACUCGGCAUGAUUAAUGAUUUCAUCAACCCAAAUGUAG